Molecule: messenger RNA, 6719 nt
Organism: Oncorhynchus keta (chum salmon)
Lineage: Eukaryota; Metazoa; Chordata; Actinopteri; Salmoniformes; Salmonidae
Product: myoferlin-like
Exons: 53
Coding region: 105-6251 (2048 amino acids)
Biological process (GO): plasma membrane organization
Cellular component (GO): membrane
Source: RefSeq, a predicted model, not a curated record
AAUUAUGCAGUUGGCUUUAGUGAUGGGGAGGUGAUGGUGCUGCACGCGAUUCGGUUUUUAUAGUCAUUACAGAGCAAUACUGAUUCCUGUUAGUGACAAUCAUAAUGUUGCGGGUUGUGGUAGAAUCUGCGAAAGGUCUGCCUAAAAGUAAACUUGGAAGUACUCCGGAUCCCAUAGCAAAUAUUAUUUUUAAAGAUGAAAAGAAGAAAACCAAAACAAUUGACAGUGAAGUCAACCCAGUUUGGAAUGAAGUCCUUGAGUUUGAUUUGAAGGGUUCUGUGCUUGAUUCCUCAUCUUACAUUGAUGUGAUUGUGAAAGACUACGAAACUAUUGGAAAAGAUAAGUUUCUCGGCUCUGCAAAAAUCUCACUGAAAGACCUUGCAACUGGUCAAGUCAAAUCCUUUCCAUGUAAAGAUCUGGCUCUUGUCAAUGAAAAGGGACAGGCUACUGGGGCCACGGUGAGCCUUGUUAUUCAUUAUGAUCCUCCAGCCAAUGCCUCUCCAAAUCCAAAUGACCCACAGGCAGGAGAUGCUGCAGGGGAUUCUGGUAGAGGUGAAGAGGGGGAUGAGGACAUCGCUGAUGCAGGACAGAGUCCCUCUGCUCCUGGUCAGCCUGGGAACCCUAACCAAAGACUGGUCAAGAAAAACAGGAAAUUGAACCGACCCCUGGCCAAUAAACCUCAGGACUUUCAGAUCCGUGUCAGGAUAUUAGAGGGACGACAGCUCCCUGGGAAUAACAUCAAACCUGUUGUGAAGGUGAAUGUUUGUGGACAGACUCACAGAACAAGGAUCAAGCGGGGAAACAAUCCCUUCUUUGAUGAGAUGUUCUUUUACAACGUCAACAUGUUACCAUCGGACCUAUUUGAUCAGUAUGUCAGCAUUCGGGUGUACGACUCCUUCUCUCUGAGAGCUGACAGUCUCAUGGGGGAGUUCAAGGUUGAUGUUGGCUUCAUCUAUGAUGAACCAGCUCACUCUGUAAUGAGGAAGUGGCUCCUCCUGAAUGACCCUGAUGAAUCCAGUUCGGGCGCCAGAGGGUACCUUAAAGUCAGCAUGUUCAUCGUUGGGGCGGGAGACGAAUCACUGGUAGAGAAGAGGGACAUUAAUGAUGACCAGGAUGACAUAGAGAGUAACCUGCUGCUGCCAGCAGGGGUUACACUGCGAUGGGUCACCCUGUCUCUCAAAGUGUUCCGGGCCGAAGACAUUCCCCAGAUGGAUGAUGCCUUUAUCCAGUCAUUGAAGGGGAUGUUUGGAGUGGAUGGGGACAAGAAGAAUCUAGUGGAUCCUUUUGUCGAGGCUCACUUCGCUGGCAAAAGGCUGUGCACCCGAGUAAUUGAGAAGAAUGCCAACCCAGAAUGGAACCAAAUGCUGAAUCUUCAGGUCAAGUUCCCCUCCAUGUGUGAACGAAUCAAACUGACCGUCUUUGAUUGGGAUCGCCUGACGAGGAAUGACUCGAUUGGCACCAUAUACUUGAAUCUGGCCAAAAUAGCAUCCUCUGGUGGCGAAGUUCAAGACAAACAUGCAGGAUAUGGGUUCUCGCCAUCACUUGAAGGGAAGACUGGGGAGUCUGAGGUGGGUUUCCUGCCCGCCUUUGGGCCUUGCUAUAUCAACCUGUAUGGGAGUCCCAGAGAGUUCACUGGGCUUCCUGACCCCUACGAAGAGCUCAACUAUGGCAAAAGUGAAGGGGUGGCCUAUCGAGGAAGAAUCCUGGUUGAGCUCUCAACUAAACUGGAAGGCAAGGCUGACAAGACUGUAGAAGAGAUCCCUAGUGAUGACAUCUUGGUGGCCCAGAAAUACCAGCGCAGGAGGAAGUACUGUUUGUGUGUAGUGUUCCAUAGUGCCAGCAUGCUUCAGGAACCUGGCGAACCAAUCCAGUUUGAGGUCAGCAUUGGCAACUAUGGCAACAAGCUGGACACUACCUGUAAACCACUGGCCUCCACUACCCAGUACAGCUGUGCUGUGUUUGAUGGUAACCACUACUAUUACCUGCCCUGGGCUAAUGCCAAACCAGUGGUUGUCAUUACAUCAUUCUGGGAGGACAUCAGUCACCGUUUGGAUGCAGUCAACAUCAUUCUGUACAUAGCUGAACAUCUGCAAUCUAACAUCACUGCGAUGAAGUUGGCCAUCUUGGCUAAAGUCCCCGAAAACCGUCUGGCUGAGAUCUGGCUGAGGCUGGUAAAUCAGGUGAUCGAGGACCUCAGCAGUUUGAAAGUGCCAGAGCUGGAGGGCCACUCAAACCUGACCUCCCUGGACAUCCAGAUGAAGAAGCUACGUGACAGCACCCUGCAGACCAUCAUGGAGGGGGCCAAGAGCAUGAGAGAGGAGGCGACUGAGAUCAAGGAUACCCUGGGGGACAUCGAGGGCUGGCUGGACAAACUGAAGCAGCUCGCUGAGGAGCCCCAGAACAGCAUGCCUGAUGUGAUCAUCUGGAUGCUGAGGGGGGAGAAGAGAGUGGCGUACAGCCGCAUCCCAGCCUACCAGCUGCUCUACUCCACCUACAGCGAACAGGCCUGUGGACAGUUCUGUGGCAGGACCAGGAAUGUCUUCAUGCAGUACCCUAUGGAUAAAAACAAGGGUCUGAAGGUUCCAGUCCAGAUCAGAGUCAACAUGUGGCUGGGCCUGUCUGCAGACGAGAAAAAGUUCAACAAUUUCUCAGAAGGGACGUUCAGUGUGUUUGCUGAAUUGUAUGAGAAUCAGGCCUACAUGCUGGGGAAGUGGGGAACUACCGGUCUGGGUUUACGCUACAAAUGCUCUGAUGUGACUGGCAAGCUGAAGCUGAAACAAGAGAACUUCAUUCCCCCGCGAGGCUGGGAGUGGGAGGGAGACUGGUUCAUAGACCCAGAAAAGGGUCUGUUGACAGAGGCAGAUGCGGGACACACUGAGUUCAUGGAUGAAGUCUUCCAGAAUGAGACUCGCUACCCCGGGGGAGAGUGGAAGCCUGCCACUGAGCCCUACACUGACGUGAAUGGGGAGAAGACCCACACACCAGAGGAAAUAGAGUGUCCUGCAGGCUGGAGCUGGGGGGAUGAGUGGACCGUAGAUGAAAACAGGGCUGUGGACGAGAAAGGCUGGGAGUAUGGAAUCACCAUCCCUCCAGAUGACAAACCCAAGUCUUGGGUGCCAGCAGAGAAGAUGUACCACGUCCACCGACGGAGGAGAGUAUUCAGGCCCAGGAAGAGAACAUCAGCUGCUGGUACAACCACUGAGAAGCGAGACCCAGGAGACCCAGAAGGCUGGGAGUUCUCCUCUCUGAUUGGCUGGAAGUUCCACAGGCAGGAGCGUUCAGCCGACACAAUCCGACGCAGACGCUGGAGGAGGAAAAUGGCCCCUGCUGGCCGCCUGGGGGCAUCCGCCAUAUUCAAACUGGAGGGGGCGCUGGGGGUUGAUGUAGAUGAGAAAAAAAAGGAUGAGGUUGAUGCCUCCAAGCUCUUUGGUGCCAAUACUCCUACUGUGUCCUGUUCGUUUGACAGCUCACACCUCUACCACCUUCGCGUCUACGUUUACCAGGCCAGGAACCUUAUUGCCAUGGACAAAGACAGCUUCUCGGAUCCAUAUGCCCAUGUGUCCUUCCUGCACAUGAGUAAAACCACAGAGACCAUAAAAGCUACCCUGAACCCCACGUGGGACCAGACCCUGAUCUUCCAGGAUGUGGAGAUCUACGGGGACCCGCAGAACAUCGCCCAGUAUCCCCCUGACGUGGUGCUGGAGUUCUAUGACAAGGACCAGGUGGGGAAAGAUGAGCUAUUGGGCCGGAGCGUGUGUGUCCCCCUGGUGAAACUGAACCCCGGCAUGGACCAGACCCCCAAACUGCUCUGGUCCCCCAUCAUACAGAAGGACCAGCGGGCUGGAGAGGUGCUGGUGGCUGCUGAGCUCAUCCUGAAGGAUAAGGGUAACGAGACGGAGCUCCCUCUGGCCCCUCCCAAGAGGGCGGAGAAUCUGUACAUGGUGCCUCAGGGGAUACGGCCUGUGGUGCAGCUCAUGGCUAUUGAGAUUCUGGCCUGGGGGUUGCGCAACAUGAAGCCCUACCAGUUGGCCACUGUGGCCUCCCCUAGCCUUGUGGUAGAGUGUGGAGGGGAGAUGGUCCAGUCUGCUGUCAUCAAGAACAUGAAGAAGUGCCCCAACUUUCCUGGAUCUGUCCUCUUCCUUAAAGUGCUUCUUCCCAAAGAGGAGAUGUACACACCUCCCAUCGUGCUGAAGGUGAUCGACCACAGACCAUUUGGCAGGAAGCCAGUGGUUGGACAGUGUACCAUAGACACUCUGGAGGAGUUUCGCUGUGACCCCUACAUCAUCCAGAAGUCAUCCAUGUCCUCCAAAAUGGCUUUGAUGGCUGCUUUUCCUCACGACACCAGAAUUGACAUGGAAGACAGGAGGCCUCUGCUUGAAGCUCAGCAUGCAGAGAAGGAGAAGGAGACAGUUGAUUGGUGGAGUAAAUUCUACGCUUCCAUUGGAGAUCAUGAGAAGUGCCGUCCUUACCUUCAGAAAGGAUAUGACACUUUGAAGGUGUAUGAUAAGGAACUGGAGAAUGUUCCUGAGUUCAAACAACUCACCGAUUUCUGCAACACCUUCAAACUGCAGAGAGGCAAGAAUGAAGAUGAGGAGGAUGAUCCAUCCGUCGUUGGAGAAUUCAAGGGCUCUUUUAAGGUGUACCCUCUAUCAGACGACCCGGGUGUGGCUCCUCCUCCUCGCCAGUUCCGUGAACUGCCUGAAAGCGUGCCUCAGGAGUGCCUGGUCAGGAUCUAUGUGGUCAGAGGCAUCGACCUGCAGCCCAAGGACAACAACGGUCAGUGUGAUCCCUAUAUAAAGAUUUCCCUGGGAAAGAAGUCAAUUGAGGACCGAGAUAACUACUUACCAAAUACCACCAACCCUGUUUUUGGAAGAAUGUUUGAGAUGUCAUGUUUUCUGCCUCAAGACAAAGACCUGAAGAUCUCAGUGUAUGACUAUGAUCUGCUGACCCGCGAUGAGAAAGUGGGAGAGACAGUGAUUGACCUGGAGAACCGCUUCCUGUCGCGUUUUGGCUCCUACUGUGGCCUGCCUCAGACAUACUGCAUCUCUGGAAUCAACCAAUGGCGUGACCAUUUGAAGCCCUCUCAGAUCCUUCAGAACCUGGCCCGCCUCAAAGGCGUCCCUCCACCCAGGUCAGAAGAUGAUGGCAAAGCACUGUCAUUCAAUGGGACUCAGUACACCCUGGCUCAAUUUGAGGCCAACAAAGAGAUCCACCAGCACUUGGGUCCUGCCGACGAACGGAUCUCUCUGCACGUGCUCAGAACACAUGGACUGGUGCCUGAGCAUGUGGAGACAAGGACACUGUUCAGCAGCUUCCAGCCCCAACUUUCUCAGGGAUGCCUUCAAAUGUGGGUGGAUGUUUUCCCCAAAAACAUGGGCCUUCCCGGACCUCCCUUCGACAUUGUGCCACGCAAGGCCAAGAAGUAUUUCCUGCGAGCUGUUGUCUGGAACACCUCUGAUGUCAUUCUGGACGAAACUAGUAUUACUGGGGAGCGCAUGAGUGAUAUCUACGUCAAAGGCUGGAUGCCAGGUAUGGAGGAGGACAAGCAGAAGACCGACGUCCACUACAGGUCUCUGGACGGAGACGGCAACUUCAACUGGAGGUUCGUCUUUGGCUUUGAAUACCUGCCCGCUGAACAGCUGUGUCUGGUCUCCAAGAAGGAGCACUUCUGGAGUCUAGACAAAACAGAGUUCAGGAUACCCCCCAAGUUGAUUGUUCAAAUUUGGGAUAAUGACAAGUUCUCAUUGGAUGACUACCUGGGCACGGUAGAGCUGGAUCUCCGUAAACUUACCCCUCCGGCCAAGGUUUCAAAGACGUGCAACCUGAGUAUGAUGGAGGAGGUGAUGGAUGCACGACCACCCAAAUCCGACCUGGCCAAUUCACUGUUCGCUCAGAAGUCUGUCAGAGGCUGGUGGCCAUGUGUCACUGAACAGGAUGGGAAGAAAGUCCUUGGUGGGAAGGUUGAGAUGACUCUGGAAAUCGUGUCUGAGAAGGAAGUGGACGAAAAGCCUGCUGGGAAGGGCAGGGAUGAACCCAACAUGAACCCAAAGCUUGACUUCCCUAAGCGUCCGGACACGUCCUUCUUCUGGUUCACGAACCCCUGUAAGACCAUGAAGUUCAUUGUGUGGCGCAGAUUCAAGUGGCUUUUCAUUGGACUGAUCCUACUGAUUCUAGUGCUGCUCUUCGUCGGAAUCCUGUUGUACUCUUUACCGAACUACAUUUCAAUGAAAAUUGUGAAGCCAUUCAAAUGAAAACGCCAUAUUUUGCUCUUAUGUCAAGAAGAACAGAGACCAAAGUCUUCCAAUGUAUUUUCAACCCAAAAUAUCAUGACUAUUUUUAUGUAUUCUAAACUGUAUUUGUGUAAUAUUGUCCCACAGAAUGCAUAAUUAGUAUAUUGUUCAAACCAACCUCUGACAUAAUUAUAUUAUGUUAAACAAUGUUAAAUAUUAUCUUUGCACAAGUUAAUCAGCAUUCCUUGAACCUUAUGUACUUAAAAUCUUUUUAAUGGAUGCUCUGUGCUUUGUAAUUAACAUUUAUGUGGUCAUAUACACACUGAUUCUUUAAAUAAAUGAUUGUUUUAAGGCCCUGAUGAAUGAUGAUCAGUAGACCAAUUGCAUUGGGGGUCUUUGUGGUUAUACAGUAUAUACUGAACAAAAAUAUAAAUGCAACAUGUAAAGUGUUGGUUUCAUGAGCUGAAAUAAAAUAUCCCUGAAUUUUUC